AUGUCUUUCCUUCAUAGUCAUUCUUGCGAGUGCGUUAAGUCAGAAUUGGAUUUGUUUGCACUACCGUCUACACAAACUAGCAUUGCAAAAGGAUUGUGGAUUCAUUAUAAACCAAUUUCAUCUCUUGGUGAUGAUGGACCUAUCGAGUUUCAAGUUCCUGGGACCGGCGAUGACUACAUAGAUUUGUCUCAUACAUUACUCCACAUAAAGGCAAAAGUAUUAAAUCAAGAUUCAACUAACUUGGUAUCUACUACAAUAGUAGCACCUGUAAAUAAUUGGCUGCAUUCACUUUUUAGUCAACUUGAUGUUUAUUUAAACCAAAAACUUGUAUCACCACCUAAUAAUACCUAUGCAUAUCGAGCAUACAUGGAAACCCUUUUAAACUAUGCCCCUGCUGCUAAACAAUCUCAUCUUACUUGUAGUCUUUGGUAUGAGGAUACAGCAGGAAAAAUGGAUUCUACAGAUGGUAAAAACAUAGGAUUUGUUAAAAGACAGGAAUUGAUUAGUAAAAGUAAGGAAAUAGAAAUGAUUGGUCAUCUUCACGGUGACAUUUUUAACCAAGAUAAAUUUUUAAUUAAUGGUGUUGAAAUGAGUGUUAAAUUGGUUCGAUCAAGAGAGAGUUUUAAUUUAAUUGUUGGGUCAAACGAUGUAAAGUUUAAAGUUUGCAUUACGGACGCAACUCUUAUUGUGCGACGAGCACGAAUUAAUCCAAGUGUAUUACUCGCACAUCAAAAAGUUUUAGCUUCUACCACUGCUAAAUAUCCUAUUACUCGAGCUGAAGUAAAAGUUUUAACAAUUCCUUCAGGUGUUCAAGGAAAAACUCUUGAUAAUAUAUUUUUAGGACAGGUACCGAAAAGAUGUAUAAUUGGAUUUGUGAACAAUUCUGCAUUUAAUGGUUCCCUUACUAAAAAUCCAUUUAACUUUGAAAACUAUGGUAUUAAUUCUUUCAGCUUAUAUAUUGAUGGUCAACAAAUACCUUCAAAAGCUUUGCAACCAUCUUUUAAUAAUAGCAUAUUUACAUCAGCAUAUCAUACUCUAUUCUCGGGAACUGGUAUUCACUUUCUUAAUGAAGGAAAUGGAAUCUCUUGUGAACAGUAUGGCAAAGGUUACUGUCUAUUAGCAUUUGACUUAACUCCUGAUUUAUCAGCUAACUCAUCAACUCAUUGGAAUCUCAUAAAGCAUGGUAGUGUAAGAAUAGAAGUACGAUUUGAAUCCUCAUUAAUACAAACAAUUAACUGUAUAGUUUAUGCUGAGUUUGAUAAUAUUAUUGAGAUAGAUAAAAACAGAAAUGUUACUGUAGACUAUAGUAGUUAA
Messenger RNA from Parnassius mnemosyne (clouded apollo), 1314 nucleotides. The record is from the annotation of a GenBank genome assembly. NCBI's taxonomy places the organism in Eukaryota, Metazoa, Arthropoda, Insecta, Lepidoptera, Papilionidae.